Fomitiporia mediterranea MF3/22 is the source of this 503-nucleotide messenger RNA. RefSeq lists its product as uncharacterized. Lineage: Eukaryota; Fungi; Basidiomycota; Agaricomycetes; Hymenochaetales; Hymenochaetaceae. The record is from RefSeq and is a predicted model, not a curated record. The annotation marks the transcript as partial. The transcript has 4 exons.
GACUCCGAUACUACGAAUAUGACUGGAACUCAUCGACAUAAGGAACUAAACACCUGCACCGACCGUGGAACCUGUGGGUAUUCAUAAACUGAGCAUGACCUCAAGUCCACAUGUUGCACUCGAUAAAACAUCCGGCAACACACAUUGCAGAGAACAUUUCUCAUUAGCCAAGGAAGCGGGAGCGGUAAAACAUAUGUUGAAGUUUUUCUUUGACCAGGACACGGUCCGGUGGAGGAACAGAACUAGAGUGUACCUGAGCCCGCAAAGACACGAGACGGCUGUGCUAAAAGCGCGGAAAGCCAACAAUUCUUCCAACUUCUCCAUAGGUUUUGUCCCUUGCUUUUGGUUCAAGGUGCCUUCAUUACGAGUUGAAAACGGAUAUCGCGUGAGAUAUUGCGCUUAACGGAGGAAACGGGCAGCCGUUGCAAGUAUCUCAUUAGUCUCUUCGUCUUGGUUGAUGUGUAUGGACUUUGUGCUGGAUAGCUCAUAGAUUCUAAUCAGAU